Ananas comosus (pineapple) is the source of this 699-nucleotide messenger RNA. Its product is annotated as light-regulated protein. The transcript is spliced from 3 exons. The coding region runs from base 96 to 515 and encodes 139 amino acids. Gene Ontology annotation, cellular component: chloroplast. NCBI's taxonomy places the organism in Eukaryota, Viridiplantae, Streptophyta, Magnoliopsida, Poales, Bromeliaceae. The record is from RefSeq and is a predicted model, not a curated record.
AAACCGAUCCUCAAAAUUCCAAAUCAAACUGAAAAAAGGAUACAUAAAAGAAAAAAAAAAAAAAAAAGGAAGCAAGAAAAGAGCCUUCAAUCAGGAUGCAAGCAACUGCAGUGUGUUCGACAGGGUUCAUAUUGCCAUUCAAAGGCACUAAUAGCUCAUUGCCUAGAACAUCAUUUAUGCAAAGAAAAGCAUUUAUCCCUCCUCGGGCUACAAUGAAAACUCCUCCGGAAACACCCAUGGUUGAUUACAGCUCCUCGACUUCUGUUUUCCCUGCAGAAGCCUGCGAAACACUUGGUGGCGAAGCAUGUUCUGCAGAGAUGUUUCCUGAAGUAAAGCCUGCAACAACAACAGCAAGCAUUGACAGCGACAGAGUAGGUUCAGAACAAGUCGACCGAGAAUAUUUCGAGUACAACGAGCCCAAAACGGUAUUCCCUGGUGAGGCUUGUGAUGAUCUCGGAGGAGAGUUCUGUGAGCCAGAAUACCAGAAGGGAGUACACAAGGAGACUAAUAUCUAAAUGAAGAAAGUAUCCAAGUAAGGCAGUUUCAAUUAUAAAGAGAAGAAAAUGUAACAAGAUAAUGCUGUGUAUUCAAUAUAGGUGGGUGUUCAUCUAUGUCCUAUGACCACUGUUAGCUAAAGGUAAAUAAUGAAUUCUCUGUUUGUGAUCUUUAAAGUGAUGUGCCUUCUCGAGUUUAUGUUUA